Lepidothrix coronata (blue-crowned manakin) is the source of this 1369-nucleotide messenger RNA. RefSeq names its product transmembrane protein 231 (gene TMEM231). The transcript is spliced from 7 exons. The record is from RefSeq and is a predicted model, not a curated record. The coding region runs from base 29 to 991 and encodes 320 amino acids. NCBI's taxonomy places the organism in Eukaryota, Metazoa, Chordata, Aves, Passeriformes, Pipridae. Gene Ontology annotation, biological process: cilium assembly; regulation of protein localization. Gene Ontology annotation, cellular component: ciliary transition zone; ciliary membrane.
GGAGCGCGGUCCGUGCGGAGUGCUCGUCAUGGCCGGCGUGGAGCUGUUCUCGCACCCAGCGCUCUACACGCGCUACCGGGCCGGGCUCUGCUCCGCUGCGGCACUGGCGCUGUUGCUCAUCACCGCGCUCACUUAUGUGCCGCCGCUGCUGGUGGCCUACCGGAGCCACGGUUUCUGGCUGAAGCAGAGCACGUACCUGGAGCAGCCCACUGUGCGGUUCCGGUACGAGGUUCUCCUCGUCGCAACCAUCGGGCCCAGCCCGGGCAGCUUCUUGGCGUGGAGCACGUUCCCAGCGUUCAACAGGCUGCAGGAGGACCGGCUCCGAGUCCCGCUCCUGGCGACUAGAGAAGAAGACAAAAAUCAAGAUGGCAAGAUGGAUCAGUUGCAUUUUGAAUUGGAACUUCCACUCCAACCUACAGAGCAUGUAUUUGGCAUUCAGCUGAUUCUACUCUUUUCCUACCAGCUUUAUAGAAUGUCAACAUUUGUGAUGCAGAGCAUGGCUUUUCUUCAGUUUUUUUCUCCUGUGCCAGGGUCUGGGCUCUAUAUGAAUGGAGACCUGAAAUUGAACCAGAGGCAAUUACUUAACCAUUGUGGACUGGAUACCAGAUACAAUGUGUCUGUGGUCAAUGGCACAAGUCCUUUUGCAAGUGACUAUGAUCUAACAAACAUCAUUGCAGCAUAUUGGGAUAGAAAUGUGACAACAGUCUUUUCAGAUCCCAGCCCUGUAUGGAUGACAGGAAGAGCAACAGAUACACCAUUUAUCAUUAAUGCCACUAUUCAUUAUCCAGUGGAAGUUAUUUUAUAUCAGCCAGGAUUCUGGGAAAUUAUUAAAUUUGCCUGGAUCCAGUAUGUCAGCAUCCUCCUUAUCUUUCUUUGGGUGUUUGGUAGGAUUAAGAUGUUUUUGUUCCAGAAUCAGGUGUUGACUACAAUUCCAGUAUCAUCAGUUCUGCCAGUCUCUCCAGUACUAUCCUACAAACAGCACCAGUCCUGAGGAGAUGCCUGAGAACACUUUAACGAAAUGCAGUUCAAAAAUAGUCACCUGCUUUUAUUCUCUAUUCACUUUUUACUUUGGAAGAUCAGAAUUUUGUAAGUAUGUUUCAAGUAUGCUCUGUUUGUGCUUCCUUUUUAAAUACAUGUUCAUUCAUCUAAUUUUUCUGGGAACACUGCUUUGGAACUGAAAAUUUUAAUUUUUUUGACAAUUAAGAGUUAAAGAAGAGCUUAGUUAUUUUUUUUUGCAACUUGACCGUGCUUUAAAAGCCAGUAGGAAGCAAUGAGUCUGCUUUUGCAUUAUCUUAAUUUUGCUACACCUUGAAGACUGAAAAUAAUAUGCUAAAAGUAACAAUAUAAACUGUUUUUACUGUCUUGUGAA